This is a messenger RNA of Somion occarium, 995 nucleotides long. The record is from the annotation of a GenBank genome assembly. NCBI's taxonomy places the organism in Eukaryota, Fungi, Basidiomycota, Agaricomycetes, Polyporales, Cerrenaceae.
GCACCUGCAUGCCAGUAUUGAAGAACAUCCAGGCCUAGGCAUAUUCAUAACAUGCAAUGACCUAUUAUCCAAACAAUUGUUCAUCUAACGAGACCAGCCUCUGCGCAAUCCACUCUUCUUUCUCCUUUCAAGUGUUCCAUCUUCCCGCGCCGUAUGACUCAAUGGAAUUUUCCACGUCGUCGGGUUCUUCAAGCUCAUUCUCGCUCUCCAUCGUAAACCUCACGAGCUGCCCUGUUCGCAAUCCGGUUGGGGAGGAUCGUGGUGUUAUACCCUCCCCUGCCAAAUCGUGAUACACUGAGCUCGAUGUCAUUCGUGAUACGCAAAGCGAUUGAUCCUCCAGGAUACUCCGACGCAGUUUGAUACAAAUUUGUGUCGGAGGGCUGCUGGGGCUGCAUUUGAAAUUGGUGAAUCGGUAUAGGUUCAGUUGACUGGAUAAGACGGGGGGCUUCCGAAAGUCUGUCGAAGCGAGUGUUGGACGUUGGCUCUGAUAAGGGCAUGUAUGUAGCCAUAUUAGGUAUGGGGAUUGCACAUAAAGCUCGAGAUGUUGUGGUCGAAACACGAAGAUGGUAGUCGCGUGUUUUUGGAAAACGAUAGUUGGGUUGUGGCGAGAACAACACAGAGGAUUGGAAUGUUUCAUUCGUUUGACAUCACGCUUCAGUGCUCAGGACUCCUUCCCAGGCGUUGUGGUUCAAAGCAAGGUUCAGAUGUCAGUAUGUCUAAUGUCCGAGUUAUACUGAGAAUAUGGCAUAUUUCUCCAUAUUUGUCAUCUUGCUUGAUGAUCUCACAUCGUCUUCGGUUGCUUCAACAAGACUACGUCAAUGCAUCGCCUUUAUCCAUGAGCACGGUAUGCAAGGUUCUCCAAUAGGGAUGUGCAAGCCAGCUACCGACAUCAGACAUUCAAAUCGCCCUCUCGUCUUCUCGGACUUUGGAAGUCUGAUUCUACCAAUGGACUCGGCAUUCCUUGGUCACCAGUGCAAUAGAGUUCACGCCCGAUA